This is a messenger RNA of Amoebophrya sp. A120, 956 nucleotides long. The record is from the annotation of a GenBank genome assembly. NCBI's taxonomy places the organism in Eukaryota, Dinophyceae, Syndiniales, Amoebophryaceae.
AGAGACUUUGUCAAUUGUUUGACCACGAGUUUUUAUUUGGAUCCACUUUCUUAGAGUUUAUUUGUAUGUUUGAAUAUAUGCAUUCGCUUACGCACCUUUUUUGUCUAGCGCUACUUCAAUAAAAACCCGGCUGCUGCGAAUCACGCUGGAAAAAGUAAACGACGCAUCUGACUACAGCCCUACAUGAUUAGAGCUCGGCCUGCUGGAAAAAUAUUUUGAGAAAGAUGAAGAUCGCGACUCUUUGAUCGUUUCGUUUCUAUUAGACUACUUACUCGGACGACGAGUACCUGGAAUAUGUAUGAUCAUGUCCAACAAAGAAAGACGGCGACACGAAGACGUCGAUGUCACGGAGGCGCUAGUUGGGAAAACCUGUCAUGUGCGAAGAUUACUCGUAGUUUUGUGCAGCAAGCGAGAUGUUGUAAAAAGAAGCACUACACGACAAACAUCGCAUGGCAAAGGAGUAGAAGAAAUUAGUUGUGACGAAAAAGUAUUAAGAUUGGGAACGUUUUAGCUUUACAAGCUGCGUUCUCUAUGGUUUUGCAUUUUUUUACGUUUAUGAUUAAGCGGGCUCUGGAAGUACAAGUAGAUGGGAAGCUUUGCAUGACAAAACGAAAAUGUACAACACGUCCAUCCAACCCGAUCUCUAAUGAAACACUUUCGCGUGAAGUAUGACACUACUACGUUUUUGCUGUCAGCGCUACACGCUAAACUUUGCGCUCGCCCUACGAAAACCGGCGCCUCUACGUGUAAGAUUAGCUUUUUUGAACAUUAGUCAUAGCAUGGCGAUCUGCAUGUUCGUGAAAAAAGACGCACGACCAUCGCCAAAAGGCAGUAAGGAUGAGAAGCGCAUGAGAAAAUGGAAAAAUCGCGUGAGAAAAUGGAAAAAUCGAAAGUGUAUAAAUUAAUUUUACUAGCCUCUUGACGCGGGCGUCCAGGACGCCCGCUGGGCUAGUAGA